AGUCAAAAUAUUUACGCGCUUUUCCCGAGUCUGUUUGCCCGCUUUUCUUUCGCGCGUUUCUGGCUGCGAUGUGGAAGAUAACAGCGUACAUUGAGCGGGAAAUCACUUCUGACCAAAUCAGUCCAGUCGUUCACGCAUGAGGUGCGCAUGAGUUAAGCUGAGUGCGCCCCCGAAAGGAUACCGAUCUACGAUCUCCAUGAAUGCGGUGUUGAAUUUGCGGAACCGCGACUCGGGCCGCGGUUUCUCUCGCCAGUACGAUGCGGCUCUGUGCCGGUUGCUUGUUCACGAGCGGGACAGCUGGAAGGGUAUUACGCCGUCCACCUUUUCGGCCGACUACAACCCGUCACCACCGAUUCUGGCAGCCAAGUUCGCCAAGUGCCGUGGGAAGGAACACAUACUGGCGAUUGCGAAUGAGGAUGGAAAGAUUGCGGUGCAGGACACGAACCUAACGAAUCAGGAACCGGGUGGUGAGCGGGCACUGGAGGGCAUGCAGUGUCAUUACAAUGCCGUGUUCGACAUCGAGUGGAUGCCGGGUGAUAUGAAGCUGGUGACGGCUUCCGGGGAUCACACGGCAACGCUUUGGGCCCUGACGGAGUCACAAAUGGUUAGCCAACAAAUGUUCCGCGGCCAUUCGCGUUCGGUCAAGACGGUCGCAUUCCGGCGCGAUGAUUCGGCAGUGUUUGCGACGGGUGGCCGGGACGGUGCGAUACUGAUCUGGGACAUCCGGGCGCAGGUCGGGCUGGAUAUGACGCCGCGUGCGGACAACUGCAUUUACAGUGGACAUGCCGGUGGACCGGGCACACCAUCGUCGCACCGGAAGCGGACUCGCCAAACGCCAAAGAUUCCAGCACAGGGCUGUAGCAGCAGCAUUACCGGGCUAGCGUUCCAGGAUGAGUAUACGCUGAUCUCGUGCGGUGCCGGUGACGGUGUGGUGAAGGUUUGGGAUACACGGCGCCAUUACACCAGUCACCAGCGGGAACCGAUGCCAAAGCAUAGCUUUACGUACGCUGGCACGACGACGCUGAAAGGUUUCACCAAUCUCGUGAUUGAUGACCGACGGCACCGACUGUACGUGAACUGCAUGGACAAUCACAUCUACUGCUACAACAUCUCGUCGUACGACAGCAAACCGCUGCAACGGUACGGCGGGUUCAACAACGGAACGUUCUACGUCAAAGCUGCCCUUAGCCCAGACGGACAGUAUCUCAUAAGUGGGUCGAGUGACGAGCGCUGCUACAUCUGGAACGUGGACAAUCCAAACCCGCUGGUGAAACUGGCGGGACACUCGGCGGAGGUGACCAGUGUGGCCUGGAUGCAGAGUGAUCGUGAUGUGCGGAUCGUGACGUGCAGUGAUGAUGCGCGCCACAAGGUUUGGCGCAUCGGUCCGGAAGAGAUGGAUUCGGACGAGAUGCAGCAGCUCCGUGGUUCGGCUCAGUAUUGCGAUUCCUAUCGUUCGGAUCACGCGGAAAAGGUUCGCCUGAAAUCGCUUCAAUUUACGCCAAAAACUGUACGUGGACUGAUGCUGCGGAACGAAACGACACCGAGCACACAGGAAGACAUCAAUCGCACACCAAAAGCAUCCGGUGCGGCAUUCAUAUUGGGUGCGGUUUCUUUCAGUGCCGGUGCUACCACUUCCGAGCGGGCGGCGAAAAGGACAUUCUCCGAAAUAGCCGAAGCGGAUGGGCAACGCCCACCAGUGAAACGAUCGCACCGGGAGGAAGGUCGUGGUCGUCGGCUGUUCAGUCCGGCCAACUCCAAAACACCGUACAGCUUUAAGGCGCUUGAAAUUGCCUCCAAUUCCUCCACCUCGCGCAGUCUCAACGUAAUUCUGGAAGCGUCCGAAGAGCUGAACGUAGGAUUAUCACCCUGUAAAUCGCCCCUAGCCACUGCAGACCUCAACAUACGCUCACCGGACAAUCAGCUAGCGCAACGGUGCGCAUCCCCUACGCUAAACUUGAUCCUGCCCAACUUUGUCAUCGACGGUGAAGCACCGCAUCUGGUGAACGUGCUGGCCGCUUCCGGUGGUAGCGAACGCAGUGAUCGUUCAGGCUUUUGCAGCAGUGCUGCGUUCGGAGAAGCUUCCGGCACGAUCGGUGGUAGCGGUGGUGCCGUAAAACGAAAGCUCAAGGAACAAAUUGACUGGUUAACAAAGAUCCGGAAGCAAAAGCUGCUACAGGGGGCUAAAGGCAUCGAAAAUAGCUACGGUACGGCGAUGGACAAAUCGACCGCGGCACAGCAGCUUCUUUCGCCACGACUUCAGCAGCUGAAAUCGUGUGACGAGGGGACGAGUAGCGGCGAUAGCAAUCAUCAUCAUCAUCAGCAUCAUCACGCACACGAGCAUAGUAUUGCGGCAAGCAGUUCCGAAGCACCGACCACACCUCGAAGACGAUCCUCGUGGGCGUUGAGCAGAUCGGGCAGUCCUCACGAGAGUGGUGACGAAGCGAGUCAUCGAGGUGGUGGUGGUGGAGGGACAAGAACGACACCAAGAAGCAGACGAUAUUCAACAAACGGCUUGCGAGCUACGCCCGAGUCCACCUCCAUCAGACGAUUCCUCACGGUGACCACACCCACCAGCCGGGCAAAUGCGCAAGCUUCCAGUUGAAUGGUUGUCGUCGUGGAAGGGAGGGGGGUAGCAUUGCUGUCCUGUUAUUAACUGUGGCCUUUUCCUCUUGCAUUUACUGACUGUGUAGGCAGGUUUCGCAGGCUUCACACGCACGAAGUGUGGACCGUAGUAGAUUUCAGGUUUGGUAGCAAUCGUAAGGUUGACUGUACAGGAACAGCAGACAUGUAUCGUCGUUAGCGUUUAAGGAAAGAGAUUAUCGUGCCAGAAGAUGAAAUGUAUAUAAUUUGCUGCAAAUGCUUUCGUUUUAAAGAUGCGAAGGAAGCAACAUGUGUAGAGCUGUCUGAAAUUAUUGAUUUUUACCACAAGAGAUGAAUCAUCCUAUGCGAUUAUACCCCCACAUUCACGUUACUCAUUAUGAUUUUCAAAUUAUUUUAACCUUUUGGAUUUUUCCCUUUUGCGUUGGACUUUGAAAACAUUGGCCUCCUAUUAUCGCGCGCAUAAUUUAGAGAGCAGCAGAGAGUUGUUGGAAAUUUUUGCACAGAACAUUAUCGAACUCGAUGUGAUAGGUUAGUGAUUUCGCGUUUGAAUUGUUCUCAUCAGUGUUCAUUGGGAUUUAUAAUGGAAUACUUGUUCGUACGAACUGUUUUGGACCACUAGGAUGAACAAUAAAUAUUGCCAAUAUCGCUUUCUCUGUGUGACAAUAA
Molecule: messenger RNA, 3267 nt
Organism: Anopheles stephensi (Asian malaria mosquito)
Lineage: Eukaryota; Metazoa; Arthropoda; Insecta; Diptera; Culicidae
Gene: l(2)dtl
Product: protein lethal(2)denticleless
Exons: 2
Coding region: 197-2602 (801 amino acids)
Biological process (GO): proteasome-mediated ubiquitin-dependent protein catabolic process; mitotic G2 DNA damage checkpoint signaling
Cellular component (GO): nucleus
Molecular function (GO): protein binding; protein-macromolecule adaptor activity
Source: RefSeq, a predicted model, not a curated record